CCUUCAGUUCUGGUAUGUGUUGCAUAUUAAACUGACUGAAAAUUGCUGGCUCAAACUUCAGCUCUCUCAAGCUGUUCGACCUUUGGGUUACAUUCAUUACUCAUUAUGAGUGGACACACAACUCCCUGCUAAAUAUGGCUGUAGCUGAAUCAUACGAGCAGAAUCAAAAGUGAAACUUUCACUUUACAAAGUGAAAGCAAAGAAAGAGAAUUCACUGUAACGAUCUACUUUUGAAUAAUGAAACUAAACUGGACAGAACCAAAAUGGCUCUUCACACUGAUUCUUGCAUUUCACAUCACAUCUGUACAGGUUGAAGCUUCUCAUGGUGAUGAUGAUGUGAGAAUCCUGAUUGUGGGAAUCCGAGGUGACUCUAGAUUCAGCGCUGCAGAUAUUCUGUCAGGAAGGACAGACGGUGGACAGGAGGACAGAGAGAUUGUAAAGACUCCAGUAAUUACAGACGAGGGUCGUAGAAUGAUGCUGGUCACUGGACCAAACCUCUGUGAGGAGGACACAGCGAGACAGAGCUUCACAACAGCGCUGUUCCUCUCGUCUCCUGGACCUCACGCCGUUUUAAUGGUCCUGAAUCUGGAAGAUGAAGAAUCAGAGCAGUGUGAUGUUGUGAAACGAGCCCAGGAGCUGCUGGGAGCAGAAGUUCUGCAGUACUGCAUUGUUCUUCUGCACCAGGAACGUUUCACUGGAGCGUCCAGAGGGAUCGCUGGAGAAAUGAUCAACGCAUGUGGAGGCAGAUUUCACAUGAUAAGAGACUCUAAACCUGAUCAAACAGCAGCUCUCGUAGAGGAAAUAGACAAGCUAAUUUGGCUCAAUGGAGCAAAAUUUCACUCAUUGAAUGAGAAACAACAGUUAGAAGCUGAAAGGCUGGAGCUUUUGAAAAGACUAAAAGAAAUAGGUGGAAAAUUUGAAGAAAAUCAGGUUUCAUCUAACACUUUGGGUGUGGUCGGAUGGAGUUUGAUCAUUUCACUGAUUGCAGUUGUUCUGGCUACUGAAAGGAAGGUCAAAAUGUUAAUUUUUCAGGCAACUUUAGCUGCACUUGUGACGUUUAUGGCAUCCAUCAGAAAUGCUUUGGGUCCACAUGUUGCUUUUGCGCUAAAUUUUGCUCUGUGCUCCACAGUCGCAGCUGUCUUUAUUAAGGAUCUACCAAUGCGCAAGUUAAAAAACAUGAGAAAAAUCCGAACAGAGUUUUUAUUUACAGUGGGUUUAGGAGUGAGCCUUGGAUCAAUCGCUAGCAUAAGAACUUUCUCUGAUGUUUUCGUUGCAUGCUUUGCUGCUUUAGGAGUCACAAUCGGUGCUUUUGCAUAUUUAAAGUUAUCAUUUGAGCUGCAAAAAAUGAACAUCAGAGAGUUAUUCCUGUUAUUCAUGUUCUGUGCAGUUGGUGCAGAACUCACCAUGUUGUGUGUGAUUGUGAUCGCCGCUCUGUUUGGAGUGACGCUCACUAUAAUUCUGAUAAUCAUGAUUGAAAUUGCAUUUUACAGUUUAGAUACCACAAUUCAGAAUAAUGUCAUUGAGUUACUUCCACCUUUAGUGUUUUUCCCAUGUGGUUGUGUGUUUAUUGGUUCAGCUGUUGUGAUGUUAGAGAUGUUGUUGAGUUUUCUUAUAGUAUGUAUAGAAUACCUGCUGGGUUCAUACUUGUUUUAUCCAGCAUUACUGUUGGGCACUUUAAUGCUGAUGGGAAAUCCCAACGUGAUCUGAUGAGAAUAUGCGUGUAUUUUUACGUUAAGUGUGGUUCUACCACAAGUACAUUUACUUACGUUUUAACAGCAAACAAAAACAAAAAAACAAAAAUGCAAAUCAUCUUACGUAAAGUGUGAAUGUAUAUGAAUUCCCAUGUAUUAAUAUUAAAAUCGUGGCUUUAAUGAUUUAAA
This is a messenger RNA of Megalobrama amblycephala (Wuchang bream), 1880 nucleotides long. RefSeq lists its product as uncharacterized. The transcript has 3 exons. The record is from RefSeq and is a predicted model, not a curated record. Gene Ontology annotation, molecular function: GTP binding. NCBI's taxonomy places the organism in Eukaryota, Metazoa, Chordata, Actinopteri, Cypriniformes, Xenocyprididae. The coding region runs from base 238 to 1707 and encodes 489 amino acids.